Messenger RNA from Ilex paraguariensis (yerba mate), 291 nucleotides. NCBI's taxonomy places the organism in Eukaryota, Viridiplantae, Streptophyta, Magnoliopsida, Aquifoliales, Aquifoliaceae. The record is from the annotation of a GenBank genome assembly.
AUGGCAGGUCUGCUACCAGUGGAUUCUUUGUAUGUGGAUAUUCUAAUAUCCAUCUGUAGAUCACCUGAAUUUCCUGGUGAUGAAUUGUUUGAGGAAAUCUCGAGAGUGUUGAAGCCUGGUGGAGUGAUUUUGAUCCACCUGACUUCUCAGUCUGCUACAGGGAACAUGAUUACGGCAAAGAAGCCUUCUUGGAAAAUUGGUUCAUCCUUUAUUAUCAAGAAAGCCUUGACAAAUUUACCCAAGGUCCAUAUUGAUGAUGACGUGGAUCUGAUAGAUGAAGAUACCCCUUAA